GAAGCAGGCGCAACCCGCCCUUUAUCUAGUUUCAGGCGUUUAUUUUUUGCCUGCUAGCCUUUCACUGAUGCACAUGAUUCCGAAGAAGCGAUUGGUCGAGGGCGGUGUCUGUCAGACGGUGAGGGCGUAGCUCUGUAUUUCGCUCACUGUCAGAGCUCGAGGGACGAAACGAAGGGUUCGUUUCCGUUUGUAGGCUGCGGAAACCGAGUUUCACAGUGCUACACAAGCCGAACAGAGACCGAUUGGAGCUCGAUCCUACGACCGAGAGGAGGAAAGAGGACAGUAAUUGAGGAAGACCUUGUAAUCAAAAUACCUUCCAAAUUUACACUAAUAUUACACUUUAAUAGCACUCAAACCCAGUGCCUGCGAAGAUGGGAGACAAGGCGGGGACCAGAGUCUUCAAGAAGUCCAGCCCCAACUGCAAGCUCACAGUAUACCUGGGGAAGAGAGACUUUGUGGAUCACCUAGACCAUGUAGAUCCAGUGGAUGGAGUGCUACUCAUAGACCCAGAAUACCUAAAAGACAGAAAAGUCUUUGUGACUCUGACCUGCGCGUUCCGAUAUGGUAGAGAGGACCUGGACGUUCUGGGCUUGUCCUUUAGGAAAGACCUCUAUAUCUCCACCUUCCAGGCCUUCCCUACCCUCACCACAGAGGAAGGUAAACCACUCAGCCGGCUGCAGGAACGACUGCUGAAGAAACUAGGCCAGCACGCCCACCCAUUCAGCUUCACUAUCCCUCAAAAUCUGCCCUGCUCAGUCACUCUACAGCCAGGACCAGAGGACACAGGGAAGGCCUGUGGAGUAGACUUUGAGGUCAGAGCCUUCUGCGCUAAGACUGUAGAGGAGAAGAUACAUAAAAGGAACUCAGUGCGUCUGGUGAUCCGUAAGGUGCAGUACGCCCCAGAGAAGCCUGGUCCUCAGCCCAUGGUGGAGACAACACGAUCCUUCCUACUGUCAGAUAGAUCCCUACACCUAGAGGCCUCCCUGGAUAAAGAGCUCUACUACCAUGGAGAACCUAUCAGUGUGAAUGUCCAUGCAACCAACAACUCCACCAAAACAGUCAAGAGGUUGAAAAUCUCAGUUCGCCAGUAUGCUGACAUUUGUCUGUUCAGUACGGCUCAGUACAAGUGUCCUGUUGCACAGGAAGAGGCAGAUGACCAGGUGUCCCCCAGCAGUACGUUCUGUAAGGUGUACACCCUGACUCCCACGCUCACCAACAACCGAGAAAAGAGAGGCCUGGCUCUGGAUGGCAAGCUGAAGCACGAAGACACCAAUCUGGCCUCCAGCACUAUAGUGAAAGAUGUGUCCAAUAAGGAGGUUCUGUUUGAUAUGUUCCAGAGUGAAAGAUGUCUCCAAUAAGGAGGUUCUGUUUGAUGUGUUCCAGAGUGAAAGAUGUAUCCAAUAAGGAGGUUCUGUUUGAUGUGUUCCAGAGUGAAAGAUGUAUCCAAUAAGGAGGUUCUGUUUGAUGUGUUCCAGAGUGAAAGAUGUAUCCAAUAAGGAUGUUCUGUUUGAUGUGUUCCAGAGUGAAAGAUGUCUCCAAUAAGGAGGUUCUGUUUGAUAUGUUCCAGAGUGAAAGAUGUAUCCAAUAAGGAGGUUCUGUUUGAUGUGUUCCAGAGUGAAAGAUGUAUCCAAUAAGGAGGUUCUGUUUGAUGUGUCCAAUAAGGAGGUUCUGCUUGAUGUGUUCCAGAGUGAAAGAUGUGUCCAAUAAGGAGGUUCUGUUUGAUAUGUUCCAGAGUGGAAGAUGUCUCCAAUAAGGAGGUUCUGUUUGAUGUGUUCCAGAGUGAAAGAUGUCUCCAAUAAGGAGGUUCUGUUUGAUGUGUCCAAUAAGGAGGUUCUGUUUGAUGUCUCCAAUAAGGAGGUUAUGUUUGAUGUGUCCAAUAAGGAGGUUAUGUUUGAUGUGUCCAAUAAGGAGGUUCUGUUUGAUGUGUUCCAGAGUGAAAGAUGUGUCCAAUAAGGAGGUUCUGUUUGAUGUAUUCCAGAGUGAAAGAUAUCUCCAAUAAGGAGGUUCUGUUUGAUGUGUCCAAUAAGGAGGUUCUGUUUGAUGUCUCCAAUAAGGAGGUUCUGUUUGAUGUGUCCAAUAAGGAGGUUCUGUUUGAUGUCUCCAAUAAGGAGGUUCUGUUUGAUGUCU
Messenger RNA from Oncorhynchus mykiss (rainbow trout), 2127 nucleotides. Lineage: Eukaryota; Metazoa; Chordata; Actinopteri; Salmoniformes; Salmonidae. The record is from RefSeq and is a predicted model, not a curated record.